CGCACUCGUGGAAGGCCGAGGGAGAUUGGGGGUCGGGGGCCUGACAGGAGUCACGGAGGGGAGGCCGUGACCCUGGUCAGGUCAAGGGCGGAACUAGAGGAGGCUCUCGGGGGCGACCUAGUGGGGCUGGGGGCCAGGCUCUCGGGGAUGGCAUGGGAAGCUGAUCGCUGCGAGGAAGAGUUUCAAGACUUUGAAAAUGGGAGGGAGCGAGAGAGAUCUCAAGAGGAUCAUCCAUCGAAAGAAGAAGGCGAGCGACGGCAGAGUUGAGGUUCCAACUUCGAGCGAGUCGCGAACCAUUUCAGCAGCAGCACUACUCGUUGUCGUCGAAGAUCCACGAGCCUCCUCCUUCGCAGUCUUGGUGUCAGUCAAGAAACUAUUCAUCCUGCAGCAGCAGAAGAGGAGGAGGAGGAGGAGGAGGAGGAAUUUGAAGUGCAGUUGAGAAGCUGUGAUUCUCGGGGUUUCAUUCCCAUGUGCAUGCAUGCAUGCACUGCCUGGGAUUCGACACGAGCACAAAGCUGCGGGCGGAUCUGGAAGCCAAAAUUGUUGAAUCAUAAAAUUGGGGCGAAUCAGGACGGAGUGUGGCAAGGCAGAGGAGGACUCCAGUCGGGCAAAUGGUUCUUCAUUCGUUCUACUUGGUGGUGGUGCACGGCACCGUUUGCAGGCGACGGAAGUUGCGGGUCCGGGUCUUUCAUACAGAUGCUCUCAUGAGAUAAAGUUUCCGACGUGGAGAGGUUUGGACUCAUCGCUUGCAAACGCUGUUCACUGGACCCAGAGCAGAAGAGUUCUUUUCAUCUGAACGGUUGACAGAGCGCGGGACUUUGUGCCGUGUGCCAUCUUGACUCCACGCUCGAAUUCCUUGUGUUUAGGGUACAAGCAAUGUAAAAGUGAUUGCCCACACGUUACUCUCAGCAGUUGAUGGAAUUCUGCUUCAUGCAUCGCGAAUCUGUUCACAGGGCACGAGUGGCCCAUGCAACGUGAAUCUCGCCGAGUACAAUUGGCUUCACAAACUUUUAAAUGAAGCAAAUAUGUUGUGGGGAAUCUGAAGAUAUGCAUGGAGGAGAUUGUCUGUCUUGGACCACUGAAAUAAGGGACGGCAAAUCUCUUGAUUCGAUAUUAGUAACGAACGUGCCAAUUCUGUUAGAUGGUAUCGAGCCUUGAGAUGCGAAGGAGCCCUCGCUGACCUGACAGCCUAGUACAUGUCAGACUAAUUUUAAGCAUUGCUUCUUCGGCGUUGGAAUCAUGAAACCUCACAGAAACAGCUGUGAAGCUCGGUGUAUUGAAUUCGCCAUAAUGCGAUCUUUCUCCGCGUCCUUCAAGUCUGCGCAUCGGCUCGUUCUAUUGCGAUCCACUUUGAUCGCUUUGCUUGUGGCGUCAGCAUGGGGACUGGACGAUAGGAAGGCUUUCAGAGAUGGUCGAAUUGCCGCUGCUGAAUUUCAUGUUGAUCCGGACACUGGGAGAAUUCAGGACGGGAGCGGUAGAGAGAGGAUUUUUCAUGGACUGAACGUUGUCAUGAAAGGUCCUCCUUGGCACCCUCAAAUCGGUUCAUUCGAUCCGCAGCUGUCAUUCACAGAUGCCGACGUUGCGCUUCUCAAAGAAUGGGGCAUGAACGUCGUCCGGUUGGGUGUCAUGUGGCCUGGCUUAGAGCCUAAACGUGGUGUAGUCAAUUCUACGUACCUGGAGAUUAUGCAGACAAUAGUCAGGAAGCUUCACUCAGCUGGAAUCUACACCCUCCUAGAGUUCCAUCAAGAUUUGUUUGCAUCACAGUUCUGUGGUGAAGGACUGCCAUCUUGGAUAUUUGAUGAUACGGACCACACUAGUCCGUAUCCGGUCCAGCUUGACUUUCAGCAAAGUUUCCCUGAAGACAACUCAGAUCAUGCUGCAAUCAAGCAGGAGUUGGAGAGAACAUUCAGUGCUAGUAAGCGAAGGCAUUCGAGGUCAAAGGAAUCGUACAACGCGAAGCGGUAUCCUGCAUCUUUUCCAGAGCCUCUUGGUAAGAGAUGGCCGUCUGAGUGGGAGAAAGAUGGAUGGGAGCCUUCUGUUGAGCGUUGCAACAAACAUACAUGGUGGUGGUAUUACUUUUCAUACGCAGUCUCCAGAGCGUUCCAAGACUUGUACGAAAACAAGUGGGGUUGGGGAGAUUUACUGGCACGAUAUUGGACGACGGUUGCCCAGACAUUCAAAGAUGAACCUGGCGUCAUAGGCUAUGAACUCAUGAAUGAGCCUUGGCCUGGAGACAUCUUCAGAGAUCCUUUGUUGCUGCUGCCAGGGGUUGCAGAUUCCAGAAAUUUAGCUCGGUUCUACGAAAACUUGCAAGCAGCUGUCCGCUCUGUGGAUCCAGAAAAGCUUCUCUUCUUUGAGACCAUCACAUUUGACAACUUUUGGUGUGGUCUAAAAACUGUCCCAGGUGGACAGCAAUGGCAGAACAAGACUGUGCUCAGCUACCAUUAUUAUACUCCUCCGAACUUCAGCUCUAAUCAGGCGUUUUCGGAGAGGUUGAAGGAAAGCAGGAGACUCAGGUGCGGUUCUAUGCUGACUGAGUUCUUUAUUUCGACAGAGAAUAAGAAAAAAAGUAAGAAAUUUUGGCAGUUCAGAGAUCGAGUGCUCGAAAGCGCUGCAGAUGUUGCUGAAGGUACUGAAGGUGCCGGUCCUAGUGUGAGCGUCGCUGCCUGUGACACAGGCUUGCAAAAACGUUCUGGAAUGGAUUGCAGUAGGGCUAGGUCCUCAUCAAAGGCAACAGGUCUUGACUGGAAAAUCACGGAUGGCGGUUUCCAAGGACAGUCUUCAUCUGAGGAGUCUGGCCAGAUUUUGACCAAUUCCCGUGUCGUUAGAAAGCCUCAACUGGAGCGAUCUGACAAUUCAGUGGAUGGAGUCUUAAAGGCUGCAGAUGCUCAUGUCCAGUCUUGGAUAGGCUGGGAGUAUAAAGCCUUUUACACCAAGACAGGUUCUGUUGUUGAACUUUCAUUGUUUGGUGAUGAUGGCGAACUUAACAUUGCCCUUGCCAAAAAGCUGGCUCGCACAUAUCCGCGAGCUGUGUCUGGUAAUAUUAGGUCCUUCUCAUUCGACCCCGUCACCUCCUCAUUUUUUAUGUCCUAUGUUGCUGGAAGCAAAGGUUCUUUAGUAGGUAAAAGCGGUUUAGCUAUCACAGAAAUCUUCGUCCAUCGUAAGUUCUACUAUGAGAGCGGACUAUCUGUGGAGGUGAACCAUAACUGUGCCUCUGUGGCUGAAACAACCGAUCUUGUAAUUGUAGGACACUCUGAGGAUUGCGUUGGCCUUAUAAUCGAUGUCAGAAUCAGUCAGCCCUCUGCAAGUGGCUUCAAAUAGUUGAAUUAAAGGUUUAUAUUCGUUGUCUUUGUAGGUCCAAAAUGACAUGGAUUACUUGGGAAGUAGAUUGCAGGACUCUGGUCCAUAGAAAUGUGGAUAGAAUAUUCACAUUUUCCGUCAACGUCUGAUUGGAAAAUUAUGUAUACUCCUUCCAAAGCCGUGGUAAAAUAGAAG
Marchantia polymorpha subsp. ruderalis is the source of this 3495-nucleotide messenger RNA. NCBI's taxonomy places the organism in Eukaryota, Viridiplantae, Streptophyta, Marchantiopsida, Marchantiales, Marchantiaceae. The record is from the annotation of a GenBank genome assembly.